CAGUUCCUUGGAGAUCUUCGUGCGGCAUGGCAUCUAUCUUUCCCCAUCUGUGCUUGCUUGCUUCUGCGCGUAAUCUGUUUUUAUAUCUCAAAAGUGAUUGGGUUUAAGACACGCUGUAUGCUGAUAACGGCCUCAUUAACGUAAGAAAGAAAAACUCUUUUUAUAAAACUCCAAAUGGGAUUAUAUCCACAGGUAUAGGAGUUAGUAUUCCAACAUAUAUUUUGGGGGGAAAUAAUUCAAUCCAUAGUAACUGUUUUAUAAUUUCUACUUCUGUGUUAUGAGUGCAUAAUUUCUUUUUCAGUUAUUAAGACAGUUGAUUAAGUGGUAGAAUGACUGAACUUUGAUAUUAUUAUUCCUCCUCCUUCAUGUUUAAAAGCUGUUACUCUCCUAAAAUUUUCCAGACACCUAUGAUAUUUAAAAUUUUUUUCUCAUUCAAGUGAUACGUGGACGAAAUGAAAUUGAAAUGAUUUUGUACCUGAAGGCCACCAAAGACAGCUUCCUAUUUCUUCUUUAUUCAGAGAUUUUUAUCAGAGGAAUAUAAACUGGAAUCUGCAGUGGUACUCCAAUUCCAGAGUGAGACCAUCAUGCAGACAUCAGAGACUGGGUCGGACACAGGUUCGACGGUGACUUUACAGACAUCCGUGGCUAGUCAAGCAGCAGUACCUACGCAGGUGGUACAGCAAGUACCAGUACAACAACAGGUACAGCAGGUACAGACCGUGCAGCAGGUGCAACACGUCUACCCAGCUCAGGUGCAGUAUGUGGAAGGAAGCGAUACUGUCUACACCAACGGAGCAAUCCGAACAACAACUUACCCUUACACAGAGACGCAGAUGUACAGCCAAAACGCUGGAGGGAAUUACUUUGAUACUCAAGGGAGCUCUGCACAGGUGACCACGGUGGUCUCGUCCCACAGCAUGGUGGGCACUGGCGGCAUUCAGAUGGGUGUCACCGGAGGGCAACUCAUCAGCAGCUCAGGAGGAACCUACCUGAUCGGCAAUUCCAUGGAGAAUUCUGGCCACACAGUGACCCACACGGCUCGGGCCUCCCCAGCGACAAUUGAAAUGGCGAUUGAGACGCUGCAAAAGUCUGACGGUCUGUCCACUCACAGAAGCUCUCUCCUCAACAGCCAUCUCCAGUGGCUGCUGGACAAUUACGAAACAGCAGAAGGAGUGAGCCUUCCCAGAAGCACUCUGUACAACCACUACCUACGACACUGUCAGGAACACAAACUGGACCCAGUCAAUGCUGCCUCUUUUGGAAAACUAAUACGGUCAAUUUUUAUGGGGCUACGUACCAGGCGAUUGGGAACUAGAGGAAACUCCAAGUACCAUUACUAUGGGAUUCGCGUCAAGCCAGAGUCCCCUCUUAAUCGUCUGCAAGAAGACAUGCAGUACAUGGCCAUGAGACAGCAGCCAAUGCAGCAGAAACAAAGGUACAAGCCUAUGCAGAAAGUGGAUGGGGUUGCAGAUGGUUUCACAGGAAGUGGCCAGCAGACAGGCACAUCUGUUGAGCAAACUGUAAUUGCCCAAAGUCAACAUCAUCAACAGUUUUUAGAUGCAUCUCGAGCGCUCCCAGAGUUUGGAGAAGUUGAGAUCUCUUCUCUGCCAGAUGGUACUACCUUUGAGGAUAUCAAGUCACUGCAGAGUCUUUAUCGAGAGCACUGUGAGGCAAUACUGGACGUUGUUGUGAAUCUUCAGUUUAGCCUGAUAGAAAAAUUGUGGCAAACAUUCUGGCGCUAUUCUCCCUCGACCCCAGCAGACGGCACUACCAUGACUGAGUCGAGCAAUCUGAGUGAAAUAGAAAGUCGACUUCCGAAAGCAAAGCUGAUAACUCUGUGCAAACAUGAGUCUAUCCUGAAAUGGAUGUGUAACUGUGACCAUGGGAUGUACCAGGCUCUGGUGGAGAUUCUCAUCCCCGACGUCCUUAGACCCAUUCCUAGUGCCUUGACCCAAGCCAUUCGAAAUUUUGCAAAAAGCCUUGAAGGUUGGCUUUCCAAUGCCAUGAACAAUAUUCCGCAAAGAAUGAUACAAACCAAGGUUGCCGCUGUAAGUGCCUUUGCCCAGACUCUGCGAAGAUACACGUCACUCAAUCACCUGGCCCAGGCAGCCCGCGCCGUGCUCCAGAACACGUCUCAGAUCAACCAGAUGCUCAAUGACCUCAACCGGGUCGACUUUGCCAAUGUCCAGGAGCAGGCUUCCUGGGUGUGCCAGUGUGACGACAACAUGGUCCAGAGACUAGAAACAGACUUCAAGAUGACCCUUCAGCAGCAGAGCACCCUGGAGCAGUGGGCUGCCUGGCUGGACAACGUGAUGAUGCAAGCCCUGAAGCCCUACGAGGGCAGACCCAGUUUCCCCAAAGCCGCCAGGCAAUUUCUGCUAAAAUGGUCUUUCUACAGCUCGAUGGUUAUUCGGGACCUAACCUUGCGCAGUGCUGCUAGCUUUGGCUCCUUCCACCUGAUCCGUCUCCUCUAUGAUGAGUAUAUGUUCUACUUAGUAGAGCAUCGUGUUGCCCAGGCAACAGGAGAGACCCCGAUCGCAGUCAUGGGCGAGUUCGGUGAUUUAAAUGCCGUGUCUCCUGGAAAUCUGGAUAAAGGAGGAAAUGUGGUGAAUGGUACAGCCCUCUAUGCUGUGGAAGCGGCAUACAAUCCAGAUGAGGGCAGCGAAGUGGAAAGUGAGAUGGAUGAAGAGCUGGAUGACUCUUCAGAGCCCCAAGCCAAAAGAGAGAAGACCGAGCUGACCCCAGCGUACUCGGUGGGCUGCAUGCAGCCCGUGCUGGAGAGCAGCGUGCAGCCGAGCCUGCUGAACCCCAUCCACAGCGAGCACAUUGUCAGCAGCACUCAGACUAUCCGGCAGUGCAGCGCCACGGGAAACACCUACACCGCAGUCUAACGCUUAUUACAGCUGCUUGUUCCAGCUUACUUUAACCCUGUUGAUAUCGGGCUUAAGCUGAGAAAUGAGUAAGCCCGAAGGUCGACUGUUGUCAGAUUCUAUCUGUGCUGAACAUUACCUUUUUGGAGUUGUGAAAUGGAAUGGGUGUAUGUAUUUCGCCAGGUGUUUUUUUUUUUU
Trichechus manatus latirostris (Florida manatee) is the source of this 3068-nucleotide messenger RNA. RefSeq names its product regulatory factor X3 (gene RFX3). Gene Ontology annotation, biological process: regulation of transcription by RNA polymerase II. Gene Ontology annotation, cellular component: nucleus. The record is from RefSeq and is a predicted model, not a curated record. The transcript is spliced from 18 exons. Gene Ontology annotation, molecular function: DNA-binding transcription factor activity, RNA polymerase II-specific; RNA polymerase II cis-regulatory region sequence-specific DNA binding. Bases 585 to 2891 code for a protein of 768 amino acids. Lineage: Eukaryota; Metazoa; Chordata; Mammalia; Sirenia; Trichechidae.